UGCCAGGAUAGUGAAAAGUGUUUGUUCGGAAACCAAAAGACAUUCAUUAUCUACGGAAGAUCGAAUUAUUUGGGACUAUGGUCAUCCGCAACAACAAAGUAACUAUCACGAACCAAGUGAAGUAACAAUAAAAGUUAAACUGAAUUCCUUUGUACGUUACCGUGAAAGAAAAUUUAGCUUCAGUAGCCAAGACUCGUCUUCGUCUGAAAAUUAUAAAUCAGCGCAAUAAUGUCUAAGGCAAACGAAUCUCAAACUUCAACCUCAACUGACCCAAUGUUGCGAGCAAUAUGGGACAGUAUUCAAAAACAGAACGAGAACAUUGCCCUUUUACGAGAGGAAAUGUUACGUUUGUCUAUGCAAAAUGACGAAGAGAACAGACACAGGGCAGCAGAAAUCGAGAAUCUCGGGAAAACCGUUGCAGCGCUACGGACUGGGUUCGGAUCCCCUGCGACCGAUGAAUUUGCUUCCAUUCUCACCGAAGACAAUGAAAGUGCGUCGACAGCAAUCAAUCGUACCGUGAAUAUGGGAAAAGCACGCAAACUGUCAGGGUUAGCAGCUUCAGACACCCCACCUGUCCACCUCGACAUCGAACAACCCGAGGUGGAAGAAAGAGGCUAUUUUCCGCCCGCUCCUCCCACUCUACGAGCUAAGGAUGCAAUACGCUACAUCCCAACGCUCAACGGAGAUGAUGAUGUAGGAGUUGAAGACUUCAUCAAAGAAGUGAGAAGUAUGAAGGAUCGCUGUAUGGAGCAAGAUCUAUUGCUAAAAGCAAUAAAAGUGGAAAAAAUCGUGGGGAAAGCAGCCCAAAGUAUUCGCAACAUUCCUAUUGAGUGUUACAGUGAUCUGUACGACGCACUGAGAAAUAACUUAGCAGCACAAGUGACUUCGGAUGAGUACCAAGAACAAUUACGAGAGUUGAGACAGGGACGCGAGGAAUCAGUGCAAAGUUUUAAUAUUCGGUUUAGAAGAAUACUCAACCGUUUGCUGUACGCAGUAACCAAUGAGUACCCACAACCACUAACACGUAAAAUUAUGACUGAAGAAAUCACGAAGAAGACUGUUCGUGUGUACCUAAAGGGACUCAGACGCGACAUAGGGCGAAUACUAUUAAGCAGUGAACCCUUGAAUCUUCCGGAAGCUGAAAAAAAGGCAGCCGAUGUAGAACGCUACUUGCGAGAAGAACGACAACCUAAUUGGUCAUGUAAUCGCUUACCUUCGGUUAGUAAUCGCCCCGACAACCAGCAUAUGCAGAUGAAGUGCUUCAAGUGCGGAAAGCUGGGACACAUUGCUAACAAGUGUCAAAAUUUUCUACCACCGAGCCAGCGCGAUCGACCACCCGCAAGGAUUCAGGCAGUCCAGGAAUGGGACGAAAUACAAGAAACAACAUCGAACCAGGAGAUGGACGAACCGUACGAGACAUACGAGUCAACAUCGCCACGGGAAGAUUACUCGCAAUACCUUUGUCAACCCGAACCGAAGAGCGAGUAUUUCUGGUCGACACAGGAGCAGGGAUAAACCUGAGGACCAAGAUCAAUCUAACCAGGGGGGUAUGUCACGACCGGCAUACUUCAAAUCCGACGGACUGACGAUAGAGAUAAAGAUGUGGCGGCACUCAGCGACAAUGUAUAUCGCUGAAGUGCCUAAUGAACCAUCAACAUCCCAACGGUCCUUCCACCGAAGGUUCUAGAAGAAAGAGCACGUGGCAACGAUCGCGGACGCCUAGCAAAUGCAUGGACGGUGGGGAUGUUGAG
Bombus huntii is the source of this 1751-nucleotide messenger RNA. RefSeq lists its product as uncharacterized. Lineage: Eukaryota; Metazoa; Arthropoda; Insecta; Hymenoptera; Apidae. The coding region runs from base 229 to 1515 and encodes 428 amino acids. The transcript has 2 exons. Gene Ontology annotation, molecular function: nucleic acid binding; zinc ion binding. The record is from RefSeq and is a predicted model, not a curated record.